GAACUCUUAUCUCAGCUGAUAGAUAAUAAACAAAAAAACACCGCAUAGGAUAAAUUAUAUUUUUCUCUAAUAAAAUUAAAACAUUCCUUAAAAAUAUGCGAAAUUUGCUAAUAAUUAGCUUUUUAUUUUCAAUAAGCUGUUCUAUAAGUUUAGCACAAGAUAAUUCUCAACAACUCCCCGCUGAAUAUGUGGAAUCAGUGCAACGCUCUACCCAUACCAACAAUUGGGCGGUCCUAGUAGAUGCCUCACGUUUUUGGUUCAAUUAUCGUCAUGUAGCCAAUGUUUUGUCCAUUUACCGAUCUGUUAAACGUUUAGGCAUACCCGAUUCUCAAAUCAUUCUUAUGAUAGCCGAUGAUAUGGCCUGUAAUCCUCGCAAUCCCCGUCCUGGUCAAGUAUACAAUAAUGCCAAUCAACAUAUUAAUGUUUAUGGCGAUGAUGUAGAGGUCGAUUAUCGUGGCUAUGAGGUAACUGUGGAAAAUUUCGUACGUCUUUUGACGGGACGUACACAAAAUGGUACGGCCCGUUCUAAGAAGCUCUUGACAGAUGCUGGCAGUAAUGUUCUGAUUUAUUUAACUGGUCAUGGUGGUGAUGGUUUCUUGAAAUUUCAAGAUUCUGAAGAAAUUACUAGUCAAGAGUUGGCCGAUGCUGUAGAACAGAUGUGGGAAAAGAAACGUUAUAACGAAUUAUUUUUAAUGGUUGAUACUUGCCAAGCGGCUUCUUUGUAUGAAAAGUUUACUUCUCCAAAUAUUUUGGCGGUGGCUAGUAGUUUGGUAGGAGAGGACUCUUUGUCGCAUCAUGUUGAUUCCUCUAUUGGUGUCUACAUGAUAGAUCGUUAUACCUAUUAUGCUUUAGAGUUUUUGGAAAAAGUGCAACCCAACAGUGAUAAAACUAUGGGAGAAUUUUUAACGGUGUGUCCUAAACGUUUAUGCAUAUCGACGGUGGGAGUGCGUAAAGAUUUAUAUAAAAGAGAUCCCUAUAAGGUGCCAAUUACAGAUUUCUUUGGCUCUAUAAGGCCGACAGAAAUUACUAAGGAUAGAGUUAAUAUAACGCUGGCAGAGGAAGAAGACUUUAUUGAAGCUGCUUUGGAAGCUGAGGUAACAAAUGCCAAAAAAGAUUCAUUUUAUAUACAAUUUGAAGCACAAUUUCCUAAAGAAAUUUUUAAGUAAUUUAAUUGUUUUUUUGUAAUUAAAUUAAUUAAAGCAACAUGUUGUUCAAAAAAAAAAAAAAAAGAAGACAACAAGU
Messenger RNA from Lucilia cuprina (Australian sheep blowfly), 1242 nucleotides. It is a transcript of the gene PIG-K, whose product is annotated as putative GPI-anchor transamidase. The transcript is spliced from 6 exons. Gene Ontology annotation, biological process: protein localization to cell surface; attachment of GPI anchor to protein; proteolysis. The coding region runs from base 96 to 1166 and encodes 356 amino acids. The record is from RefSeq and is a predicted model, not a curated record. NCBI's taxonomy places the organism in Eukaryota, Metazoa, Arthropoda, Insecta, Diptera, Calliphoridae. Gene Ontology annotation, cellular component: GPI-anchor transamidase complex. Gene Ontology annotation, molecular function: GPI-anchor transamidase activity.